AUGGAAUUUAAAAGUUUAUUCCUGCUUUUGUUGGUGAUUGCUGGUCACGUAACGCAUGGAGGUUAUCACGUGGUUUUUACUGAAGUAUCAGAAGGUCGAUUACGUGGCAUCACCGGGAGAUCUGCUGGCGGGCGUAUGUUUUACGCCUAUAAAGGCAUACCGUACGCGAGCCCACCCGUCGGUCCACUACGCUGGCAACCACCGCAACCUCCAAAACCCUGGCAUGGAGUACGAUCAGCAACACACGAUGGUCCCGCGUGUCCCCAGUAUAUCAUCCUCACUGAGAAUUACGUUGGCGAAGAAGAUUGUUUAUAUCUGAAUGUGUACGUGCCACCAGGCGCCACCCAUGCACCUAUCAUUGUGUGGAUUCAUGGCGGUGCUUUCACUGCUGGGUCAGGGCGCCAAGAUCAUUACAACCCGGAUUUCUUACUUGAUCUUGAUGUUGUGGUGGUGACAGUCAACUACCGCCUAGGUGCACUGGGAUUUCUCAGCACAGGAGAUGAGUUACUUCCGGGGAAUUACGGACUUAAAGAUCAGGCGGCGGCGCUGCGGUGGCUGCAGCGCAACGCGCACGCCUUCGGGGGCGACCCGGGCCGCGUCACGCUGCUGGGCCAGAGCUCGGGCGCGGCGUGCGUCACCAUGCAUCUGCUGUCGCCGCAGUCGCGCGGCCUCUUCUCGGGCGUGGCUGCGCUCAGCGGCAGCGCCAUCGCCGCCUGGGCCGUGGCGCGCGUUGUGGGUUGUGCAAAGAAAGAUGGGCGGGAUGAUGAUUUCAAGACCCCACAAGAAAUGGAAAAUGAGGCGCAGUUCUAGGCUGUCGACGACGAAGACGAUGAGGACGAGGAGGACGAGUGCGGGCCGAAGGGCUGCUCCCAGCCGCUGCCCGAGACGCGCGAGCAAAUGCUGCAAUGCAUGCGACGCCUGCCGCCCUUCAUGCUGGUGCAGACCCUCUACAAGUUCCCGUGGUGGGGCCUGCGCAUGCCGGUGCCCUUCGUGGUCGCUGUGGAGAAGCAGGGAUGUGGGAGGGAGCAGCGCUUUCUGCCCGACGAGCCGCUGAAGCUGCUGCAGGAGGGGCGCGUGAACGCCGUGCCGCUCGUCACGGGUAUCACGUCGGCCGAGGGCCUGUGCGUGGCGCUCGCCACCUUCGUCAACCCGUCGCUGCGACGUCAGCUGCGCUGGCGCUUUCGACACGUGUUCGACCGCCACAUCUUGUACGGCCGCUGGUCGCAGGCGAUACAGCAGCUGACGCGCCAGAAGCCCGAGACAAUGAACGAAUUGCAGGCGGACCUGGUGAAGCUUCGGCGCUUCUACCUGGGCAGCGGGUCGCCGGCCAAGCUGCCCGACCUGAGCCUGAGCUCGCUGACGCGCCUCUUCUCCGACGGGCUGUUCACGGCCUCGCAGACGCGCUUCGCCCGCCUCUGGGCGCACGCCACCGGCAUGCCCGUCUACUUCUACGUGUUCGGCUUCGAGGGCCGCGCGGCGCAGGUGGGCCCCCACGGUGGUCGCGCGCGGUUGCCCUGGCUACGGCGGGGUGGCCAAAUGCAUUUCAGUCCUGAAGAAGGCCACGAAGGAAUGGCUUUCAAUGACGGCUGA
This is a messenger RNA of Gryllus bimaculatus (two-spotted cricket), 1590 nucleotides long. Lineage: Eukaryota; Metazoa; Arthropoda; Insecta; Orthoptera; Gryllidae. The record is from the annotation of a GenBank genome assembly.